Messenger RNA from Diutina rugosa, 723 nucleotides. RefSeq names its product Cdg1p (gene CDG1). Gene Ontology annotation, biological process: L-cysteine catabolic process. Lineage: Eukaryota; Fungi; Ascomycota; Pichiomycetes; Serinales; Debaryomycetaceae. The transcript has a single exon. Gene Ontology annotation, molecular function: cysteine dioxygenase activity; ferrous iron binding. The record is from RefSeq and is a predicted model, not a curated record. Bases 1 to 723 code for a protein of 240 amino acids.
AUGUUCUUAGUACCUCAACCCAACACCACCCCUACCGCCCCCGGGUGUGGUCCUGUCGCCAGCAAACCCACUACCCAGCGAGUUCAGCGCACCGUCUACCCGGUCAAUUCGCUCGAUAUCGAUUUGCCGGCGCUGCUGAAGCUCCACCACUUGAUCUUGGAGCUCCGCCAUCUCUUAGAAGGCCAGGGUCUUUCCAGCGAAGACAUUGACAUCGAUGCCAUUAAAGAGGCCAUGGAGGCCUACACCUCCGACGAAUCGGAGUGGAGCCACAUGGCGUUACACGACCCGCUGAGAAACUACAGCCGCAACGGCGUAGUCAACAUCAACAAUAACGCCAACAUGUUGUUGCUUGUGUGGCUGCCCGGCAAGCUGAGUGCCAUCCACGACCACGCUAAUGCUCAUUGCUGCAUGAAGAUCUUGAAGGGCACGUUACAGGAGCUGUUAUACGACUUGCCUGAGGGGCAAACGGAAAUGGUCCCCAAGAAGCACACGUUGUUGCCCCGCGAUAGCGUCGGCUAUAUCUCCGACGAUAUCGGUCUCCACAAAAUCCUGAACCCUACAAACGAAGUAGCAGUGCUGCUCCACGUGUACACGCCGCCGUACGCGCUGAAGUUCGGGUGUCUGAUGUACGAGGCCAACGGCACCAAGCACCACGUCGACAUGCUGAAGUACUACAGCUGGCAGGGCGAGUUGGUCAACCUGACGGGCCACCUGACGUGUUAA